Molecule: messenger RNA, 831 nt
Organism: Mucor mucedo
Lineage: Eukaryota; Fungi; Mucoromycota; Mucoromycetes; Mucorales; Mucoraceae
Exons: 3
Coding region: 1-831 (276 amino acids)
Biological process (GO): regulation of transcription by RNA polymerase II
Cellular component (GO): nucleus
Molecular function (GO): RNA polymerase II transcription regulatory region sequence-specific DNA binding; DNA-binding transcription activator activity, RNA polymerase II-specific
Source: RefSeq, a predicted model, not a curated record
AUGGAUUCUGUAUCAGUUCUUUCAGAAGUAGAGCUUCAAAACGAGCUUUCAAUCUUUGCCAAUGCACAAUUCACCUAUGAUAUUGCACCGGGUGCCGCUGCUGACGAUAAAAAAAAUGAACUCAACAACUCACAACAACGAUUCCGAAGAGAGUCUAAGCAACUUAAUAUGCAUUCUCUUUUAAACGUUAAGUUAGCUUCCCUUGCUGAGAACAAUUAUCACACUACCAUGACACCUGACGCCAUCGAAAGUUAUUAUGAUCAGUCUCCUGAUUGUUCUCCACCAAACGGGUAUCAUUCACCUAACCCUUCCCCACCUAACGGUUACCACUCACCCAAUCCUACUCCACCUAACGGUUAUCAUGCCAAUUCACCAAGUAUCUUUAACGGUAUCCAAGGCAUCGUCAACCCACCCAUUACCUACUACGGUGAUGAUACUACCACUGGAUACGAUGAAGAUCAAUUCAUGAAGACGAUGCACGGUCGAAAGAAUUCGCCUUCUUUAACAAAAGAAGACAAACGGCGUCGAAACACUGCUGCUAGUGCACGUUUCAGAGUUAAAAAGAAAUUACGCGAACAAGCGCUUCAGCAGACGGCCGAUGAAAUGACCGAAAAGGCCAAAGCCUUUGAAAAUCGAGUCCAUGAACUUGAACGAGAAGUCAAGUGGCUGAAAGCUUUGGUUGUCGAAAAGAAGGAUGGCCCUUUGGAACAGCUACUCAUGCAACAACAUCAACGACAUCGUCAAUUACAGCACGAACAGUAUGCGCCUGUUGGCCAUCCUGCCUCAAGUUCUAGUGGCAAUUACAUGUCUCAUGCAAGACAGCACAUUUAA